Molecule: messenger RNA, 2545 nt
Organism: Acanthochromis polyacanthus (spiny chromis)
Lineage: Eukaryota; Metazoa; Chordata; Actinopteri; Pomacentridae
Gene: acta2
Product: actin alpha 2, smooth muscle
Exons: 11
Coding region: 976-2109 (377 amino acids)
Source: RefSeq, a predicted model, not a curated record
GUUAGAACUCCUCCCGUCUGUUAAAGGUUCCUGUUAGAACUCCUUCUGUCUGUUAAAGGUUCCUGUUAGAACUCCUCCCGUCUGUUAAAGGUUCCUGUUAGAACUCCUCCCGUCUGUUAAAGGUUCCUGUUAGAACUCCUUCUGUCUGUUAAAGGUUCCUGUUAGAACUCCUUCUGUCUGUUAAAGGUUCCUGUUAGAACUCCUCCCGUCUGUUAAAGGUUCCUGUUAGAACUCCUUCUGUCUGUUAAAGGUUCCUGUUAGAACUCCUCCCGUCUGUUAAAGGUUCCUGUUAGAACUCCUCCCGUCUGUUAAAGGUUCCUGUUAGAACUCCUCCCGUCUGUUAAAGGUUCCUGUUAGAACUCCUUCUGUCUGUUAAAGGUUCCUGUUAGAACUCCUCCCGUCUGUUAAAGGUUCCUGUUAGAACUCCUCCCGUCUGUUAAAGGUUCCUGUUAGAACUCCUCCCGUCUGUUAAAGGUUCCUGUUAGAACUCCUCCCGUCUGUUAAAGGUUCCUGUUAGAACUCCUCCCGUCUGUUAAAGGUUCCUGUUAGAACUCCUCCCGUCUGUUAAAGGUUCCUGUUAGAACUCCUCCCGUCUGUUAAAGGUUCCUGUUAGAACUCCUCCCGUCUGUUAAAGGUUCCUGUUAGAACUCCUCCCGUCUGUUAAAGGUUCCUGUUAGAACUCCUCCCGUCUGUUAAAGGUUCCUGUUAGAACUCCUGUCUGUUAGAGGUUCUAUUCCAUGUUCCUCUUUGGUUCCUCUGUCAGUGUUCUGUUGUGAUGAAGAUAAAUAAUCACAUCAUCGGCAUAAAAGUGUGACUUUGAUGAAAUGAAUAGUUUGGUUCUAAAGCUGUUUUCUUCUGUGGUUUAUUUCUGAUCAGUUCUCUGCUGUAUCAAUCAGUGAUCAAUAGGGUUCUAACUGAUCUAUGGGUUCCACAGUGUGAGUCGUCGUAGCGUCGCCCACAGCGCCCCCUGCAGUCAUGUGUGAUGAAGAGGAGAGCACCGCGCUGGUCUGUGAUAACGGAUCUGGGCUCUGUAAGGCCGGGUUCGCCGGAGACGACGCCCCCAGAGCCGUGUUCCCCUCCAUCGUGGGCCGGCCCCGGCACCAGGGCGUGAUGGUGGGCAUGGGGCAGAAGGACAGCUACGUGGGCGACGAGGCUCAGAGCAAGAGAGGAAUCCUGACCCUGAAGUACCCCAUCGAACACGGCAUCAUCACCAACUGGGACGACAUGGAGAAGAUCUGGCAUCACUCGUUCUACAACGAGCUGCGAGUGGCUCCUGAAGAGCAUCCGACUCUACUGACCGAAGCUCCACUCAACCCCAAAGCCAACAGGGAGAAGAUGACGCAGAUCAUGUUUGAGACCUUCAAUGUUCCUGCCAUGUACGUGGCCAUCCAGGCCGUCCUGUCUCUGUACGCGUCUGGAAGAACCACAGGUAUCGUCCUGGACUCAGGUGACGGCGUCACCCACAACGUUCCGAUCUACGAGGGCUACGCUCUGCCCCACGCCAUCAUGAGGCUGGACCUGGCAGGACGCGACCUCACCGACUACCUCAUGAAGAUCCUCACCGAGCGAGGAUACAGCUUCGUCACCACAGCGGAGAGGGAGAUCGUGCGGGACAUCAAGGAGAAGUUGUGCUACGUGGCGCUGGACUUUGAGAAUGAGAUGGGGACGGCGGCCACCUCAUCUUCUCUGGAGAAGAGCUAUGAGUUACCUGAUGGACAGGUGAUCACCAUCGGCAACGAGAGGUUCCGCUGCCCAGAGACGCUGUUCCAGCCAUCCUUCAUCGGUAUGGAGUCGGCAGGUAUCCACGAGACGACCUACAACAGCAUCAUGAAGUGUGACAUCGACAUCAGGAAGGAUCUGUACGCCAACAACGUUCUGUCCGGAGGAACCACCAUGUACCCCGGGAUCGCAGACCGCAUGCAGAAGGAGAUCACCGCUCUGGCUCCCAGCACCAUGAAGAUCAAGAUCAUCGCCCCCCCAGAGAGGAAGUACUCGGUGUGGAUCGGAGGUUCCAUCCUGGCGUCUCUGUCCACCUUCCAGCAGAUGUGGAUCAGUAAGCAAGAGUACGACGAGGCCGGACCGUCCAUCGUCCACCGCAAGUGUUUCUAGAGGUGCUGCUGUAGCCCCGCCCCCCGCCGCCAUUUGUAGCCCCGCCCCCCACGCCAUCUUUAUUUUAACCCCACUGAGCACCAGCCCCGUCUCCAGCCGUCCAGAUCUCCGUCAGGUUUCCUCUCUGCUCAUGUCAAACUGUGAACCUCGCCCCUCCUUAGCCCCGCCCACCCCACCUGUCCCCUCCACCUAUGUCCCCGCCCCCUCCAUCCUCCAUGUUGUGUCUUGUCAGAAAGUUUGUUUUUAUUUUUGAUGACUAAAGCUUGAAUGUUUCCCGCUGGUGUCGCCUCCCGUUGUCGGGGAACUGAGCGUGCUCAUGAAACGUCAUGAUGAUGUCACACGGCAGGUGAACAGGAGGCGUGGCCUCGGUAGAAGGUGAUGUGAUGUAACGUGGAGGUGACAGCCUGAAAGACAAUAAAGAGCUCUCAUACAAGAA